CUGCGCGCCCGCCGAGACCCAGGUAGCGCAGCGAGCAACUCCCUGACCCUGAGCUGUAUAUGAAUGGCGUCGCCUCUCCCCUGAUCCCCAAAUGUCCCCGGCCCGGCCCCCCCUGCUUCCGUCUUAAACCCUGCAUAAGCCUCGUCCUCCCCACCCCCACCGUCGAGCCUCCGUCUCCUCCUGCCCGCCCGCUUCUUGCUCCUUCCUAGUUCUCACGAGGGCACCGGGAGACCGCCGGCAGGACGGAGCGAGGCGGCGCGGGCGCGAGCAGGAAGAAGAAGCGCGCAGCUGCUGGCUCGGUCGGUCGCUUCCCGGUGAGAGGAAAGCUCGUCGCGCCACCUCGACGCCCAUCGCCACGCCUCGCGCUCGCUCUCCUCCCGGAGCCGGGAGACGCCCGCAGGGAUUGCCGUCGAUCCUGCAAGAAAACACGGCAAGGAAAUACCAGUAGUGAGCCAGAGUGCGAAGAAGAUGAUGAUGGCUGAAGUGGCCAAUCACAGCAAGAGGAACCACACCGACAGCUACUUCAGCGGGAAGGCCGUCGUCACCACCACCAGCUCGGAGGAGUUUGGAAGCAUGACCUCGAAGAAGCCGAGGAACACGAGCCCAAGGACGUCUCCAGUGUCACCGAAGGAGAAGAAGGACAAGAUCGGCGAGAGGGUCGCAGCGCUCCAACAGCUAGUGUCACCGUUUGGGAAGACGGAUACGGCGUCUGUUCUGCAGGAGGCGUCAGGGUACAUCAAGUUCCUGCACCAGCAGCUCGAGGUCCUUAGCUCCCCCUACAUGCGUGCUCCUCCGGCCGCCGGCGCCGCGCCUGAGGAUCCCGAGCACUACAGCCUCCGGAACCGCGGGCUGUGCCUGGUGCCGGUGGACCUGACGCUGCAGCUGACCCAGAGCAACGGGGCCGACCUGUGGGCGCCGGCGAACACGACCAGGCGCCGGUGAGGAGCGAGCUCGCCCACCUCGCCGGGAGCACAGCAGCCGGUCCGGUCUCUGGUCUGCCACCGGAGGAAACCGAGGAAGUCCUACAGCAUCUGCAUGUGCAGGGUCUGACCCCAUUCGAUCUCCUAACAAGAAACUAAGCGAGCGUCAACCUCCGCUUGUAUUAUACUACUAGUGACCUGUCUGUAUGCCUCUGUCUGAUCCCCUCUGGGCACCGUAUAUGUACGAUCAGAUGUGGCUGGGAACCGCGUCUCCAUGUGAUAUGUAUGUAUGUGUUCAGUGCCAUGUCAAUUAGCAGCCUGUUGCCGUCGUCAGCAACUGAAGCGGCAGUUUUUAAGGCCAGUCACUCUGAUGGUGUGGUGCUCUAGGUUCUGCUGUUGUGCACUUGUGCUGAAGCUGAACUGCAGCUUCAGGCGGGGCAGAGCCUAAAUGCCGCGCGUCGUCUGUGAAUGUGGCAAUUUCUGAA
Messenger RNA from Panicum virgatum (switchgrass), 1405 nucleotides. Its product is annotated as transcription factor bHLH153-like. The record is from RefSeq and is a predicted model, not a curated record. Bases 469 to 942 code for a protein of 157 amino acids. NCBI's taxonomy places the organism in Eukaryota, Viridiplantae, Streptophyta, Magnoliopsida, Poales, Poaceae. Gene Ontology annotation, molecular function: protein dimerization activity; RNA polymerase II cis-regulatory region sequence-specific DNA binding; DNA-binding transcription factor activity, RNA polymerase II-specific. Gene Ontology annotation, cellular component: nucleus. The transcript has 6 exons. Gene Ontology annotation, biological process: regulation of transcription by RNA polymerase II.